Messenger RNA from Lasiosphaeria miniovina, 2106 nucleotides. RefSeq lists its product as uncharacterized. Gene Ontology annotation, molecular function: FAD binding; oxidoreductase activity. The coding region runs from base 1 to 1839 and encodes 612 amino acids. The record is from RefSeq and is a predicted model, not a curated record. The transcript has 6 exons. NCBI's taxonomy places the organism in Eukaryota, Fungi, Ascomycota, Sordariomycetes, Sordariales, Lasiosphaeriaceae.
AUGCUCGCCUCGCUCUUGAGGGCGGCGGCCGUUGCCGCUCUCGUCGAGACUGCGGUUGGCGGCAUUGUGCCCCGCAACACGACCGACAGCUUCGGAGCCGCAAGCCGGGGAAAGAGUGUUUUGGACUGGUCUGACGCCGCCAAACUCCAGCCAGCCACAUACCAGGGCGCGAGCUACGGCUGCAAGUGCUACGUUGGCCAGAGCUGCUGGCCGUCGUCGAGCAAGUGGAGGCAGCUCAACCAGACGGUUGACGGUGCGCUGCAGGUGCACACGCCUCCUGGUGCCGUAUGCCACAAUACCUUUGCCGGGCCCCUGGGCACCGUCAACACAUACGACGCGGCUGCUUGCGCUGACGCCCAGGCCAACUUUGCCAGCGAGGCAUGGACCGUCGAGAAGCCAGGUGCCGCUAUCUGGACCUACUUCACCAACGAGACGUGCCGGCCCACGGCCAACCCGGCCGAUGCUUGCACGCUGGGCUACUACGGCAUCUACGUCAUCAUGGCAACCAGCCAGGAGCACAUCAAGGCCGGCAUCGACUUUGCGCGCCGCAACAACAUCAGACUGAUCGUGCGCAACACGGGCCACGACUUCAUUGGCCGCAGCACCGGCUACGGAUCCCUCAUCAUUAACACGCACAGCUUCAAGUCGGUCAAGUGGCUUGACAGCUACACCGGCCCCGGCUCGUACCGCGGCACCGCCGUCACCAUUGGCGCCGGCGUCCAGGGCGGCGAGAUCCUCGCCCAGGGCCAUGCUCUCUACCCGCCUCUGGCUGUUGUCACGGGCGAGUGCGCCACGGUUGGCAUCGCCGGCGGCUUUAUCCAGGGCGGUGGCCACGGACCGUGGACUACCCUCAAGGGCAUGUCCGUCGACAAUGUCCUCGCUUUCGACGUCAUCACGGCUGCAGGCGACUACCUCACGGUCAAUGCCCAACAGAACGCCGACCUGUUCUGGGCGCUCAAGGGCGGCGGCCCCGCGUCGUUUGCCGUGAUCCUGUCCGUGACCAUGAAGACGUUCCCCGACUUGGCCUCGUCGGGUGCCACGCUGUACGUCAACGGCACGGCGCUGUGGGUCGACAGCCUCGACGUGUUCCACAAGUGGUCCAACCACUUUGUCGACAAUGGACUGUACGUGUACUAUGAGAUGAUGCCCUUCACGCUGCGCGCGCGCCCGUUUGUCGGUAUUGGCAAGACCAUGGCAGAGCUGCAGACGGUGCUGCAGCCCUUCCUCGACGAGCUCACGGCUAGGGGCGUGCCGUUCGAGUUCGCCAUCAAGUCGUACCCGACCUUCUUCGACCUGUACCACGACCUCUUCGAGGCUGAGAAGGCAGCCGACACGGCGCUGACGGGCGGCUGGCUGUUCAACCACGACGACAUGGCCAGCCGCCGCUCCGAAAUUGUCGCCGCCUUCCAGACCGUCAUCUUCCCGCGCCAGGACCUCGUCGGCAUCAUGAUUGGCCACUUGUUCAACCCGGGCUACAGCGUCCCUGUGGCCGACGCGGCCACCCACCCGGCCUGGCGCAACGCCACCGACUUUGUCAUCGCAGUUCUACCCGUGCCCGCGACAGCGUCGCUCGCCGUCAAGGCCGAUCUUCAGAACGUCCUGACCAACACCAUCGAUGCGGCGCUGCGGGGCGCGAGCAGGAGCGGUGCCACCUAUGUGAACGAGGCCAACCCGUACCAGGCCGACUGGCAGAGCCACUUCUGGGGCACCUCGUAUCCCCGGCUCAAGGAACUCCGCGGCAAGUGGGACCCCCUGGGCAUCUUCUAUGCUGUGGCAACGCCGGGCACCGAGGCCUGGGAGGUUAUUGAGGACGGCACUCGGCUGUGCAAGAAGCUCUGAGUGCACAUGAUCUGAGGACGGGGUUAACUAUCCUGUGCCGGGUGGCGCGGCCGACGAGUCUUUUGGAGUAUGAUUUGUCGAGGUCCGCUCCGCACAUGAUUAGCCGACGAUGGAUUCGUGGCCAACCCCUGAGCAUACUUGAGGCAGGGGAAAUUCUCAACCUGUUUCCGGGCGACCCGGCAACUGGUUCGCAUCGCAUCAUUUUUAACGGCAGGUAUUGAAGCCGUUAAUCUGGAGGCAUAUGUGCGGUCAUGCUUUCUGAGUCCU